CUGCGAAGGGGCAUCCGCCGACGGCACGGCACACCUCUCCUCCAGUUUCAUCCCAACCAGCUUCUUUCACUGUAAGUCUCUGAAUCUCGACCCCAUCCCUUCCCGCCGGCCAAAGCACAAGCAUCAACCGCCUGUUGCAUUGUGUUUGCGCGACGUCCGAACUCGCAUCGGGCAAGUUUAAGCCUUUCUCCACGCGACCCCACGACUGCCUGCCCUCUCGAUCUCUGUCUCCCUCUUCCCGCUGCCCAAAUUCUCAACCUUGUCUCCAUCUCCCCGCUACACCCAACGACCCCUUUGGCGAUCAAUCACCCCGUCACCCAGAUCCUCGUCGCCACCAUCUACACCACGCCAGUCACUUUGUCUUCAACUGACCACCCCUUGCCUAGACUGUAGUACACAGUACCCAUAGAUCCUCACUCUAUUUUUGCCCCGUAGGCAGUACGACUGACAGACGAGGUCCAGCAUCGACGCCGCGUCGAGCUAGCUCUAAGCCAGCCCCAAGGCGGACAUCUCGGGUGCUUGCUGCUGUUUUGUGACGGAGCAAAAAGGUUUGAGAUCUGGUUCUCUCGGUAUCCUGCCUGCCUGCUUGCCUUAUGCUCUCAAGCAUCACCGUACCCGUCACCUUCUGAGUUCUUUUGAGCGCCUGCUUCAGCACAUCAACUCUUCAUCUCGCGCCUCCCUUGACUACAUCUACCCGACCUCCAGCCUCAGCCUUACGUCUCAAACCUCAACCUCAACCUCAAUAUCUUGGCCCGCACACCGCCUCGCCCUGCUCCCGACCAGAGCUGCACCUCAUCAUUCAUCUGAAGCAGUCAUCAGAGGAGGUUGUCUUCCCAGCACUUCCCCUCUUCCGCAGUGUCAGCAGUCGCCCUCCGCGAUAGUUUUCAUCCGGCCUGCUUUUCAUACCCGAGACCUCGAUCCCAGUUGCCUACCAGCCCGUCCGAUCAAUCUACAUCACUCCCGACGCGCCACUACACCUGCACGUUUUCCUUGCGAAUCCGCCCCCACAGGUGUAGAUAGGACCAAGAAUUCAAUUCAAUACGAUUUUACCAAGACAAGAACCGCCGCACUUCUGCUCCGCGAGACAAGAUGUCGGCCUCACCCCCAACCCAGUCCGCAAAGCGGCCCCUCGAGGAGACCUCAUCCCCAUCUCGAACCGACCAGCCUGACGCGAAGCGACCCGCACUGGACAAGGUCCUUCGUGGUGAAGAGGAGGAGAUUCAGCUCAAGACGGAUGUCCCCUCCGAGAACGGCCACGAAGAUACCGUGGAGACACCAGCUGCCGAGAUCAGCUCGAACGGCGAGACCAAGGCCAACGGAGACGCAGCUGAGACACACGACGGCCAGAGCGAUGCUGCGGUGCCCGAGGUCGCCGGAGAAACCAAGCCCAUCGUGACCACCAGCUCCCUGGGAGGUGGCAACUCGGCCCAGGCUGCUUCCGCUCAUGACGAGACAGCGUGGAUCCACAUCAGAGCCGUGAUUACAAGCCCCGAGGCGGCCACCAUUAUCGGCAAAGGAGGCGAGAACGUCUCGAAGAUCAGGCAGAUGUCGAACGCGAAGUGCACUGUCAGCGACUACCAGAAAGGGGCCAUAGAGCGAAUUCUCACCGUGAGUGGCAGUGUCGAUGCUGUCGCCAAGGCUUUCGGGUUGAUCAUUCGCACUCUGAACAACGAGCCUCUGGCCGAGGCUUCGAACCCACAGUCCAAGACCUACCCACUUCGACUGCUGAUCCCGUCCAUACUGAUUGGUUCCAUCAUCGGCAAAGGAGGCGCUCGAAUCAAGGAGAUCCAGGAGGCUUCCGGUGCCCGCCUGAAUGCAUCCGACUCGGUACUUCCGCUCUCAACAGAGCGCUCACUGGUUGUCAUGGGUGUCGCCGAUGCUGUCCACAUUGCUACCUAUUAUGUGGCCAGUACUCUGCUCGAGCAGCUCAAUGAGCGUUUUGGCGGCCCCGCGGCAUCUGCUUACGCAACGCGAAGCGGUGGUCCAGCUGGAGCCAUCCCCGGAGGAAUGCAGGUCGUCCCAUACAUGCCUCAGCCCGCGGGCGGAAACUUUGGCCGAAGUGAGAACUACGGAAGGAACCAGCCUCGGCAUGAUCCGCGCGGCCAACAGAUGCCACCAUCGUACAUGCCUCCCUAUGGUGGCCAGCCACCCCAUGCUCAACCAAACCCGGCCAUCCCCGUUCACUAUGCCGGUGCCCAGGCCGGUGCAGCUUACGGACCGGCGGCUCACAUGCAACAGCCUCAUCAUGGCCCUCACGUCGGAGCGCACCCCCACGGCGGCCCCCAACCGCAGCAACCGAUGCACGGUGGUGCAGGAAUGCCUGGAGCCCCUCUCACGCAGCAGAUUUAUAUUCCCAACGAUAUGGUCGGCGCCAUCAUUGGCAAGGGAGGUCAGAAAAUCAACGAGAUCCGGCAGAUCAGCGGCAGUGUGAUCAAGAUCAACGAGCCACAGGAUAACAGCAACGAGCGCCUUGUCACCAUUACUGGCACGGAGGAGUGCAACCGAAUGGCCCUAUACAUGCUUUACUCCAGACUCGAGAGCGAGAAGCACCGUAUCUAGAGACAAGACACGGGCAGUACAAGGCGCUCUCUACCAAGCGCAGCGCUCACAUGGGCAUUGCCAACAAUGCCUUGUCAGACAGGUUUGAGCAUUCGUUUCUCGGAGUACUUCGGACUGAACAAGACUGAAUGUCUGAAUGGGAGGAGUUAAGACGGUAUCUCAAAAACAUUGGCCUUCCCGUCUACGGAUACACAUGGAGCGCACCCGGGGGGUUUCAUGACUUCUUUAGCUCCAGCUGACUUGCGCGGCAAAAGUCUUUCUAAUGACACACUCUUUCAUUUCUACACUGAUGCCCUCGUUCUGUCGCCCUCGAUCACCGUCUAUGCCCUUUUGCUCGCCGCCGUCCACAUCUACCACUUGUUGUGCAUUGCCUGUCCCACUCGUCCCGUCCCGACACCAUCAUGAACGUGCCCGUAUAUACAAAAGUAACUUCCCAUGUGCCAACUGCAUAUCCUUUACAUGCCUGUUCUCGUGUGUACACCUGUCCGGGUGGACGGCCGACGCACAUCCUCGAGCUGAGAUGCACCCCUCUGACCUUGCGGAUGAAGUCCAUUCGACCCUCCCUGGCACCACCUCCCAGCCCCGGCCGAGUCAUGAUACCGCAGUUUUCGCAUUGUUACUUUGAUGCACGGUUCUCUUGGCUAACCUGGUUGCACUGCAGCAGGGUUUACAUCGACACCGGGUCAGUUGACCGCCGCCGCCGCACAUGGAUGCUGGCUCGUCCACCCUGCCCGAGUCGCCGAUCUGGCGGAGUACUCGAUUCUUACGGUGCCGUUUCGGAUGAUUUGGAUAAGUACUACGUAUGUGUAGAUAAAGCCCAGUCAUGGGGAUCCUCGUAACGUGAAAGCAGGUAUUCUGACAUGGUCGAUCCAUUGGCAUAUCCUCAAGAACUAAAGAAAUUGUGCUAGGUGGUUUGUCAAUAGUACUCGAUAUCGUAGAGGGUGCACAGUGUAGAUCCAUAUCACAGUCGGUAGGGAUGUACUUGCUUUUUCCAGGCACACUCCACAGAGUUAAGUGUACACUAUAAUGUCGCAUGAAGCACAGUUCAUUUUGAAAUGAUUUGUAUUG
Molecule: messenger RNA, 3627 nt
Organism: Diaporthe batatas
Lineage: Eukaryota; Fungi; Ascomycota; Sordariomycetes; Diaporthales; Diaporthaceae
Exons: 3
Coding region: 1090-2559 (489 amino acids)
Biological process (GO): regulation of gene expression; regulation of RNA metabolic process
Cellular component (GO): nucleus; cytoplasm
Molecular function (GO): mRNA binding
Source: RefSeq, a predicted model, not a curated record